Molecule: messenger RNA, 798 nt
Organism: Eremothecium cymbalariae DBVPG#7215
Lineage: Eukaryota; Fungi; Ascomycota; Saccharomycetes; Saccharomycetales; Saccharomycetaceae
Gene: DFG10
Product: putative polyprenol reductase
Exons: 1
Coding region: 1-798 (265 amino acids)
Biological process (GO): polyprenol catabolic process; dolichol-linked oligosaccharide biosynthetic process
Cellular component (GO): endoplasmic reticulum
Molecular function (GO): 3-oxo-5-alpha-steroid 4-dehydrogenase activity
Source: RefSeq, a predicted model, not a curated record
AUGUUACAGAAGAUGCUCUAUGAAUAUGUAAGCGAAGAUCUUGUAUGGUACUUGAUCUAUGUUACCUAUGGUGUGGGAUUCUUUUCAGUACUACUUGCAAAGUAUAAGUUACCUUUAAUGCUCCAAUAUGGGAAGACCCUAACACUCCCAAGAGUCGGAGGACAUUUUUCCUGGUAUGCGUCACUGACUGUUCCUCGAUCCUAUUUCACUCAUUUCUAUACGCUCUCAUUUCUACUUUCAAUUAUCAAUGUCUGCAUGUUUUACAGGUAUCUAAUUACAUGGUGUAUAUGCCUGCAUUCCCUCAGAAGAUUGUUAGAAUCGGUGAAAGUAACAGUAUGGGGAGCAAGCUCUCGAAUGCAUUAUGCACACUAUUUCGUUGGUAUAUGGUUUUACUCUGCAUUAAAUCUAACUGUGUACCUACAGUUAUCCGAAGACGCUGCUACGUCUAUGGCAUCUGAUCAUAUUAACAAAAUGUUACCUGGUAUCGGAUUGGUACUGUUCAUUAUUGCCUCCUGUGACCAACUUCUGAAUCAUAUUCAUUUAGCUCAACUUGUAAAAUACUCUCCCCCAAGUCGCAGGCUAUUUAAAUGGGUUGCGUGUGCACAUUAUUUUGAUGAAGUUAUUAUCUACAUAUCAUUAGCACUAGUAGGGAGAACCACACGUUGGUCGCUCACGUUGGCCAGUAUCUGGGUUCUAAUAAACCUAGGGGUUAGUUCUAUUGAGACUAGGCGCUACUACAUGUCCAAAUUCAAGAGUUUACCUAUAGCCCCGUAUGCACUAAUACCCUUUAUUCUGUAG